Trachymyrmex septentrionalis is the source of this 3095-nucleotide messenger RNA. It is a transcript of the gene dati, whose product is annotated as Krueppel homolog 1. Gene Ontology annotation, cellular component: nucleus. Gene Ontology annotation, biological process: regulation of transcription by RNA polymerase II. The record is from RefSeq and is a predicted model, not a curated record. The transcript is spliced from 13 exons. NCBI's taxonomy places the organism in Eukaryota, Metazoa, Arthropoda, Insecta, Hymenoptera, Formicidae. The coding region runs from base 22 to 3093 and encodes 1023 amino acids. Gene Ontology annotation, molecular function: RNA polymerase II cis-regulatory region sequence-specific DNA binding; DNA-binding transcription factor activity, RNA polymerase II-specific.
CUUGAAAACGAUUCCGAACCCAUGGAGAUCCAAGCCUCGGCUGUCACCGCGGCAGCCGCGAACCUCCACGCGCUACGCCAACACGUAUUUAAGAUGUCGGAUUACUGGCAGCAGCCGCAGCGUGGUCCGCCUCAACAUUCACCCGGGAUACAGCAUAGCCCCAUCUCGAAUUCGACACAGCAUCAACAGCAGGUCCAGCAGAUGCACAGUCCGCUCGGACAGCAGCAGCAGCAGCAGCAACAGCAGCAGCAGCAGCAACAACAGCAGCAGACUGCGGUUUCGCAAGUACAGCAAAACGCGAACGCGACACUCGGCCAAACAGCUAGUCCUCAACAACAGAUGCAGCAACAACAGCAGCAGCAUGCGUUGUCGAUGAACCAGGCUAAUCAGGGCCCACAGCAUCAGUCUUCCCCGGCACCGACGACGCCGUCACCACAGGCGGAUCAUCAGGGCGCCAUUGCCUCCAGUAUGGCCCAGAGUCUGCACAGCCUGGCCCAGGCGCAACAAACGAUGUCGCAGGCGUCAAGUCCAUCGUUGGCGGUCCAGGCCGUCCAGGCGGCUCAGGCCCUCAAUCAGAACCUGGGCCAAGCGCUGACGCAAGCGCUCACGCAAAACAUGCAGCAAAAUCUCGGACAAACCCUACAGCAUAAUUUGGCGCAGAGUUUAACGCCGAGUCUGUCGCCGCAACAACAGCAGCAGUUGCUUAAUCAGCCGCAAAAUUUAAGCCAAGCGAGUCAGAGCCUGCAACAGAACAUCCAAAGUCAAGCGCAGAAUUUGUCCCAGACGCUGCAGCAGCAAGCGCAGAACCUCACGCAGAACCUUGGCCAAGCGCUUAAUCAGCAAGCGUUACAACAGCAGGCGCAAAAUCUCACGCAGAAUCUACAGCAGGCGCAAAAUCUCACCCAGAAUCUGCAACAGCAGGCGCUCAACAUGGCUGGCACCAUCGCGCAGAACGGUGGUCUCGCCGGUAUGAACAUGUCGGGCACUCAACAGCAGAAUUCACAGAACUCCAUGCUGAGUCCAGGGGCGACCAGUCAGGACUCCCACGACGCCACUCUCACGGAGAAGCUCGUCAAUGAGUUACAGUCUCGUGCCUCUGCGGCGGGGCUUGGAGGUGCAGUAGGUGCCGGCGGUGGUGGAGGAAUGGGCAACAUCAGCGAACGCACCCUCGAGGAAUGCUGGUCUACCCUGCAGCGAUUCUUCUCGCAGAUCUUCAUGCACAAGAGCGCGAUGCAGAUGCACGCGAGGGAGCUGGGCGCGGGUGCACUGACGGCGAGGCCCGGCGGCGGCGUCGCCGGUGGUCUGGCCGGCCUGGGUGUCGGUGUCGGCGUCGGCGUCGGACCAGGCGGCAUGAUCACCAGCAACGAAGUUAAGCCGCACCAGUGCCAGCAGUGCCUCAAGUCGUUCUCCAGCAAUCACCAGCUCGUGCAACACAUCAGGGUCCACACCGGCGAGAAGCCGUACAAGUGCAGCUACUGCGACCGCAGGUUCAAGCAGCUCAGCCACGUGCAACAGCAUACACGACUGCAUACGGGUGAACGACCGUACAAGUGCCAUUUACCGGACUGCGGGCGGGCCUUCAUCCAACUGUCGAAUUUGCAGCAACACCUGAGGAAUCACGACGCUCAGGUGGAGCGGGCGAAGAACCGGCCGUUCCACUGCAACAUCUGCGGCAAGGGUUUCGCCACGGAGUCCAGCCUCCGUACCCACACGUCGAAGGUCAGUCAUUGUUCGAAGUACCCAUGGCAACGAUUAAAGGAGUUGCAACAGCGUGUUGUGUUCCAGCAACACGCCGCCCUGAUCGGCGGUCCGAACGCAACCAGCUGUCCAGUAUGCCACAAACUCUUCCUCGGCGGUGAGGCGUUGAUGGAGCAUAUGAAGCACACCCACAAGGACCCGAACGCCUCCGGAGUUGCCAUUCCCUCCGCUGACUGCACAACCUCCGUUGCCGGGGUUUACCUAGCGAAGCGACGGACCGCCAACCACCCGUGCCCAGUGUGCGGGAAGCACUACGUCAACGAGGGUAGCCUUAGGAAGCAUCUAGCCUGCCAUCCUGAGACCAGUCAACUUAGCACAAGCCUCAGGAUGUGGCCGUGCUCGGUGUGCCAAGCCGUCUUCACUCAUGAGAGCGGUCUCCUGAGCCACAUGGAGCAUAUGAGGAUGGACCCGAAACAUCAAUUCGCGGCGCAGUACGUGCUAAGCCGCGCGGCCGCCGAGAGGCGGGAAAGGGAGAUUCUCGCGAGUUCGAGUUUAGGAGCAGGUUUAGGCGUGUUGGGAGGAAGUCAAUCUGGAGGACCGCAAAAUUUGCAACAACCACCAAUGUGCCCGUCACCGUCGGCCCAUUCGGACAGCAGUAGCGGCAACGGAAGACUGUCGUCGGCCGGUAGUGAACCUGAUUUUUGCGCAGGCACCGGUCUACUGAAUAACAACAACAAUAAUAACAACAAUAACAUGGCGUCGCCGGGACCGAGUGGCAACAAGCUCAGCGAGAUACUCCGAACGGGAAGUCAACCGGGUUCGGCACAGCAAUAUCACGACGAGAUGCAGUCGCAGCAACAACGCAUGGCUGUCAUGGCCGCCGUGUCAGCGGGAUUGCAAAAUUCCGUAUCGCCUAAUCUCUCGCCAGUCGACAUGGCAUCGCUGGCAGCGGCUAUGAGAAUGGGCAAUAACGGUGAUAUGAGCGGAGGUACUCAAGGAUCGACGGGACCCCAACAACAGGGAGUGCAAGCGAGUGGACCGGAGCAAGCUCUGAGAAUGCAUCAGGCGGAAGCUUUGCUCCGUUCCCAAGCCGAAGCUGCCCUACGACUUGCGGUAUCUCAAGCGGCGGCAGCCGCGGCGAGUUCCGCGGUGGGCGGCGACGUAAGGCAUCAUUUGGGACAGCAUAACGGAGGCAGCACCUCCGGUAUGCCGGGACACCAUACGAAUCAACAAAUGUCCCAACAGGAUACUCUAACGCCGGAUCUCGGAGAAGCGCUACGGCUACAGGAGCAGCGAUUAGAGCAGGCCCUCAGGCUUCAUGGCGGCGAUCCGCGCGCCCUGAGUUUCACUCUGGCUCAACACGUCGUCAACCAGCAAAGCAAUCAGCAACCAUGAAA